Molecule: messenger RNA, 1647 nt
Organism: Cyanidioschyzon merolae strain 10D
Lineage: Eukaryota; Rhodophyta; Bangiophyceae; Cyanidiales; Cyanidiaceae
Exons: 1
Coding region: 1-1647 (548 amino acids)
Source: RefSeq, a predicted model, not a curated record
AUGCGCUUUCGACGGGAGCAGUCACCAAGGACCCAGCCUCUGCUCCUGUUUGGGCUUGUGAUCGGUGCUCUAGUCCUUUGGGACUGCUGGUGGCAGCUAUACUGGAAAGCUCCGCUCACAAAUGACGCCAGCGCUCGACCACAACUACUUCCGCAGCAAUGGUUCACCCGAACACGGACAGGUCAGUUGCGAUCGCUUGCCCAGGAGUACUUGUCGCCCUGGUUGCUUUUGGGUAUUCCACGAACCAUGUUGGAUGCUGCUGAGGUUCCUUUUCACGGUGCUGGUGUACAUAUUCGGGUGCCGGUAAACCUGAGCGCCUCAAAGCGUGAGCCGUAUAUCCUCUACAGAGUUCUUGAUCAUUUUCCGCAGACGUAUCGAGACCAGCGCCUGCGCUGGAUCCUGCAGCUGACGUUGGACGCUUUGCCGCUUCCACCAGGUACAGAGUUCUACGUUAAUCUCGGUGAUUGUCCGCGCUCGACAGCAGACUCCUCCGGGCGAGCAGCAUUCGCCGGGAUGCCGAUUUUCUCGUUUCGUACAGGCGCAGCGUACAUCGAUAUCCCUAUUCCAGAUCCGGCAGAAUACGGCGCUUACGGUAACUACCAGCUGGUCGAUCGUAGCAGUCGUGAAACACGACACGACGACUUGAACGGCUCCGAUGAGGAUGCUGGCGGCGCGAGUAUCCGCAGCGACGAGGCGAUGCGCGGUACUGCAGCCUCGACUAGCGCAGACUGGAAGCACCGCGAUGCACGGGCAUUCUUUCGCGGAGUCACAUCUGCAUUCGAGCACCACGAUGGCAAUGAAGUUGCCGAUGUACGUAUCCAGCUGCACGUUCUCGCUUCGCGUCACCCGGAUCUGUUCGACGCUGGCGUGGUGGCGUUCACCAAGUUCGAAAACAGCUCGCUGGCGCUAUCACCAGCAGCAUACAACACCGCACGUGUUCCUGAGACGCCGAUGGAGCAGCGGUACCCUCCAUUGCUGCCACGAACACCGUUAUCCAGCAUGCAACGCUAUCGCUAUGUGCUUGAUGUGGAUGGCGGACUAGGUUCCUCACGCAAGAGAUCUAUACUUCUGUCGAGCGGGGCCGUGCCCCUCUUUCAGCAAUCGCCCUGGAAACAAUGGUACGAGCCGCUGCUGGUGCCAAAUGUGCAUUACCUGCCGGUGGACCGCUGGCUCCGCAACCUGACGAAAAUCGUGCGCUUGUUGCAUCACCAGGAUCGCGAAGCGCAGCGGAUAGCGAUUCGAGCCAGCACUUUCGCUCGCCACUACCUCAGCUACGAGGUAGCCGUGUCGUACUAUCGUAUUCUGCUACUUCAGUAUGCGCAGCUGCUCCAACCUCGCCGUGAAACAAACGGCGAGCUCAGGGAUGCUCAAGUGCCGUGGCACCAUUGUGCGCAGCGUCCGGGUCUGCGUAACGGCCCCAUGGGGUGCUGGCGCGGCUGGUUCGUCUACCGCUCGGGCGAUGCGUUACCCUUCGGGUGCUCGUAUCGACGAGACCGUACGCCGACGCAUCAGUGCUGGCGAACACUACCUCGUGACCCGAGCAUGAUAACGCUUUUUUCGCCAUGGAACGCCUCAGGAUCGCCCUGGUUGCGACAGGAGAAGCGUGGAAUCCACGAAUCGUACCCGACGGAAGCAAGCGCUGGCUAG